UGGAGACUGUCCACGUCCACAGCCCCACUCCACAUCCGCAGCUCUGCGUGGAAAAACCGCGCUCCCCCUCCUGCAGACUUUUUAGAUUUCCUCUCCUUUUGUUUUAAAUUAAGCCUAAUGCCCCCUUUUUCUGCUGCUUUUAUAUCACUUUUAAGUUAUUUGUGUCAGAAUGUUUCGCCUUUGCGUUGUCUUUUCUUUUCUCGCUGCGUGGUUUUCCGUGGAGUGCAACCCCAACCCCAUGUUGGGGGAUGUAGUCGUGGACAGAUAUGAGAUCCCCAAAGACUGCGCCAGGGAGGCGCAGAGCGGAGACUACGUCCGCUACCAUUACAACGCCACGUUUGUCGACGGCAAGACGCUGGAUUCGAGCUACGAGAAAGGAGCAGCCAAAGUGGGCCUGAUCGGGGAGGGUCGGCUCAUCGCUGGCGUGGAUAAAGGCCUGCAGGGGAUGUGCGUCAACGAGCGCAGGAAGAUCACCAUCCCACCACACCUGGCUUACGGCAGCACCGGAGCAGGGGAGGUGGUUCCUCCAGACUCCACGCUGGUGUUCAACGUCCACCUCCUGGACCUGUGGAACAAGGCCGACCUGGUCGUCACCAAAACCGUCAGCACUCCCAAAGACUGCAAACGCUCCGUGGUGCGCACAGACUUUGUCCGGUACCACUUCAACGGCACUCUGCUCGACGGAACCACCUUUGACUCCAGCUACAACAGGAAGCAGACCCACAACUCCUUGGUAGGCGAGGGCUGGCUGGUCAAGGGCAUGGACGAAGGCCUGCUGGGCAUGUGCGUAGGAGAGAUCAGACACAUCGUCGUUCCUCCGUUCAAAGCUUACGGAGAAAAGGGAUCAGGCACAAUGGUUCCCCCUCAGGCGACGCUGGUGUUUGACGUCCUGCUGGAGGACGUUCACAACCCCAAGGAUAACAUCACCAUCGAGUACCAGCAGGUUCCUGAGCCCUGCAAACGCAGGUCUGUGGCGGGGGACUACGUCCGGUACCACUACAACGGAACCUUCCUGAACGGGUUGACAUUUGACACCAGCUACCAGAGGAACAGCACGUACAACACCUACAUCGGGAUGGGCUACGUGAUCGCAGGCAUGGACCAGGCCCUGCUGGGAGUCUGCCUAGGGGAGAGGAGGAGGGUCAUCAUCCCUCCCCACCUUGCUUAUGGAGAACAAGGAGCUGGUGACGUGAUCCCACCGUCGGCCGUUCUGGUCUUUGACAUCCACAUCAUCGACUUCCACAACCCCAGUGACAAAGUGGAGAUCGAGGUGACCUACAAACCCGAGGUGUGCAACGUCACCUCGGCCGAAAACGACCUCGUACGCUACCAUUACAACUGCACUCUGGUGGACGGGACCAUGCUCUUUUCCUCACACGACUACGAGAACCUACAGGAUGCAGUUCUGGGCCAGGACAAGGUGAUCGACGGACUGGACCAGGGCCUGAGGGGCAUGUGUGUGGGAGAGAAGAGGAGGCUUACAGUGCCGCCUCACCUCGGACAUGGAGAGAAAGGAGCUGAUGGCGUACCAGGCAGCGCUGUGCUGGUCUUCAACAUCGAGCUGGUGAGCUUUGAGAGCGGCGUCCCACCUGGUUACCUGUUCGUGUGGCUCGAGGACACUCCCGCAGAUCUGUUCGUAGCCAUGGAUCAGAACAAGAACGGAGAGGUGCCGCUGGAGGAGUUUGCAGAGUUCAUCAAGCUGCAGGUUGCAGAAGGAAAAGGCCGAAUAAAGCCGGGAAUGACGAUGGAGGAAAUCGUCACCGACAUGUUCCGGAACCAGGACCGCAACAAAGAUGGGGUUAUCACAGCCAACGAACUCAAACUAAAAGUUCAGGAGGACAAGGAACGGGAGGAGGCGAGGCAUGAGGAGUUGUAAGGAGGGAGAAAAAUGCUGUUUUCCUCAGGGAUAAACCUAAAAAAAACAAAA
Fundulus heteroclitus (mummichog) is the source of this 1927-nucleotide messenger RNA. RefSeq names its product FKBP prolyl isomerase 10b (gene fkbp10b). Lineage: Eukaryota; Metazoa; Chordata; Actinopteri; Cyprinodontiformes; Fundulidae. The record is from RefSeq and is a predicted model, not a curated record. Gene Ontology annotation, molecular function: peptidyl-prolyl cis-trans isomerase activity; calcium ion binding. Bases 170 to 1876 code for a protein of 568 amino acids. The transcript has 10 exons.